AGUGUGUCAGGAAGGAGAGCUCAAAUCUCUGCAGUGCAGAACUAAAAGGCUACUUCUCCAAUCAAAAACCAGACGCACUAGUCUUAUCUUAUUUUUAUUUUCCUGCGAAAAACAAGGACUAUACCUUAUAUCUACAAAGUUGACCGGAACAGGAGCCUGGGUCAACGACAACUCGGUAUUAUUUUGUAUUUUUAAUUACAUUUUUUAAGUUAGUUUCUGCUGAAAGGACUGGCGGUUUAGUCUAUGCACUGAUACGAAAGUAUUUCUACCUCCACUUCUCGUCUGUUGACCAGAUCAGAGCCAGUUAGCAGAAGUAGGCGACAUGAAGUAAAUUCCUAUGUCGUUUGCAGUGCCCUAGUCUGAAUGUUUUUUUCCGCUUCUUUUUCGAUUUCUACUUUUUUACCUCUCCGAAUGGUGUUGCAUGCAACAGCACACGAGUCUGCAGCAUUGGAGGAAUAGGAAAAACUACUGCAUGAGACAAGAGAGUGGAGAACAGACGCUUAUUAUUAAGAAGUCUGUUUUUGCGACGCUGGCCAACACCUUCGCCAAUCUGCAGGAAAGUCGUGGCAGCACCAUGAGCGCAGCGCUGAGCAUGGGCCCAGAGCUCCCCAACAGCCCUCUUGCUCUGGAAUACGUCAACGACUUUGACCUAAUGAAGUUUGACGUGAAGAAGGAAGGUCUGACCGGGCUGGAACGCGCCGGGGUGCGCCAGUGUACUCGGCUCCAGCCCCAGGGCUCUGUGUCCUCCACCCCCACCAGCACACCAUGCAGCUCGGUGCCUUCCUCACCCAGCUUCAGCCCCACAGAGCAGAAGAACCAUCUGGAGGAGCUCUACUGGCUGCCAAACGGUGGAUACCACCAGCAGAUCGACCCACAGACGCUGAGUCUGACCCCGGAGGAUGCAGUGGAGGCCCUGAUUGGAGCCACGGCCCAUGGGCACGCCCCGACCCCGCAUGUCCAGCAGCAGCUGCAGCAGAGCAGCUUCGAUGGCUACAGAGGGCCUCACCACCACAACCCCCAUGGCCAACCCCAACAGCACUACCAUCCCUAUGGGGGAGGCAUUCCACACCACCCAGAUGAACUGCCUGGACACCAGGGGGGGCACAGCCACCCACACACCCAGCACCACCACCACAGCCAGGACCCAGACAGCCCGUCCCCCGUCUCACCAGGCUCCCACCAAGCCCUCCACCACCACCAACACGACCACCAGGGACAAAAAGGCUCAGGCAACGUGGAGGACCAAUUCUCUGACGACCAGCUGGUGUCCAUGUCUGUGAGGGAGCUGAACAGGCACCUGCGGGUGUUCACCAAGAACGAGGUCAUCCAUCUCAAGCAGAAGAGGCGGACCCUAAAAAACAGGGGCUACGCACAGUCCUGCCGCUUCAAGCGGGUGCAGCAGAAACACGUGCUGGAGAACGAGAAGACUCAUCUGAUAAACCAGGUGGGAGCACUCAAGGCGGAGAUCAAUCGGCUGGCGCGCGAGAGGGACGCCUACAAACUCAAGUGCGAGAAACUGACCGGAACGGGAGCGAAUAACGGGAUCCGGGAGGCUGGGUCCACAAGGGACAAUCCGUCAUCUCCAGAGUUGUUCAUGUGAGUUGUUAUUAUAGCUGUAUUGACUCACCCCUACCCUACCACCAACUGUUGCUGACGAACAAACAAUAAUAAUCACAUACGCCGUCAUAUUGACUAUACUCAUGACAGCAACUAUAUUCAUAUAAGAAUAAUGAUCCAUCAAAUAGUAAUAGUCGCAUAUGUAACCAUCUCUCUCCAUCCACGUGACAACAGAGAUACAAUGAACAAGGCAGACUGUUUGGUCACCGCUGCAUCUUUGUAGAUUAGUUGCUUGUAGUGAAGAUACUUUUUCCCCCGUCUUCCUGCGAGAAGAGAGAAACGGCGGGUGAACUUUCCUUUUUUCAGGCUACUGCUUUUACUGUGUCUGUUCGUGGGAUGACCGACCGGCGUGUAGGCCUACACAACAAACAACGCAGAGUUUUGAGACUCACAUUUGACACUGGGCCUGAAAAAAGAAAAGAAUUGUAAAAACAAGACUCCACAUUAUGCAAUCUUGAAAUCGGUCUACUUAUCCCGCAAAGGGGGACAUUGUAUGCAACAUCCCAUUGGUUGCCUGCUUGGUUAUUUUCGAAUAUAUAUUGAAACAAAAAUCUCGUAAAAAUAUUAAUCCUGCAUGCUGGACAUGUACGGUAAUAAUUUAUAUUUUGUACUACUUAAUAAGAGCAUGUCGUUGAUCUGCGCUUCUACAUAGCGUUGUUGGGUUUAGAUGAGAGGAAAGGGGACAGUACAGCAGGGCUGCCUGUGCAGUAUCAUGGUGUUCUGUAGCCUUGUAAAUAUUACGCAACGCAAAACUGCACACCAUGAUUGAAGAGGCUGGUUUGAACUUUCCUUUCUUUCUUUGAGUUUUCUUUUCUUCGUGUUUUUGUUUGAGUUUCAUUCUGUGCGUAUUGUUUCGGGAGAUAUGGCCAUUUUGCAGUUGCAUUUAAAGAUAAAAAAAACUGUAUAAUAAGUGCACUUUAUGGAUAAUGGCUUGUUUUAAGUUUUCAUUUUGAGUUUUGUGCAGACGCCCUUAAAAGACAUUCUAUGAUUAUUGAUUGUUCUAUUAUAAUAAUAAAGACAAGAUAGAUGCAAGCUUAAUGAUAACCAUAUGACACAAUGUGAUGUAUUGUGCGAAACUGUAAAAAACAAACGCCUCGCUAGAAUAUCAGAUGAGUGAGUACUUUGCGCAUAACAUUUAAGCACCAUAACUUUAGUUAUUCUCUCUCCUCGGAUGUAUAUAGGCUACAGUAGAAAAAUACUUUUAUUCCAUUUCAUUUCAAUGUGGUGCUGUAGUCAGAUUUUUUUCUGCACCAGAAAUGCCGUUCUGUUAACUAUUGCCUAACCCUAAUGUGUAGAACAAAUGUAGCAGGAGAGUCAUUUCAUUGAAACUUGAUUUAAGUAUUUUAUUGGGUGCAGCUGCAUCGCGUUAACAGUCAUAACAGGCCUACUAUAGACAUAUUUUGUACUUUUCCAUUUUUUAAUAAAGUGUCUCAAACAUGCUCAAUAAUGUUGACCAAAUGAGGGGUUUUAUGUACAAUUAACAAGUAUUUGGAUUGCGCAUGCGUUUCGGGAAUACGACGUUGAAAUAUAUUACUGCUAUGUUUUCCCCCAAAAUAUUCUGCCGGUCAGUAAAAAAAGGGAUUCAGGUUGUGCAAAAUCUCAAAAUGAAAACUGUUGUGUAUGUUAUAUGAUAUUAUCCUUUCGUCUAUUUAAUGAUUAUUAUUCGGUGAUUCUGGUUCUGCUGGCCAGAUGCAUAGUUAAAGUUGUAAUUUGAAUGAUUAAAAUGAACAAACUGUCAGAUCAUAUUGAAUAAGCAUGGCGCUUGCAUUUAAACACUAUUGUUGAAAAGUCAUGCAUUUAACAAUCUCUUGGUUUGUUACUGAUUCAACUGUGUUGAAAUCAAAUUGAAACCGCAGGAGCGGGUUGUUUUGUUUUUCAUUUCCUGUAUUUUGCGAUGAUGAUGGGGAUCAAUUUUCAAUCCGGUUUAUAUAAAUACGUUUUUUUUUUUUUUUAAAUAUCUUACAUUUGAACUGUUGUAGUUCCAUUCAGGCUGGUUUCUGUUUCGUCUUAUUUGUAUUGUUUUUGGAAGAAAUGGUUUCCUAUUUUGCUUAUUAAAGUCAUUGAAAUGGCA
Messenger RNA from Salvelinus namaycush (lake trout), 3688 nucleotides. Its product is annotated as transcription factor MafB-like. The coding region runs from base 422 to 1600 and encodes 392 amino acids. Gene Ontology annotation, cellular component: nucleus. Gene Ontology annotation, molecular function: DNA-binding transcription factor activity, RNA polymerase II-specific; RNA polymerase II cis-regulatory region sequence-specific DNA binding. The transcript has a single exon. Lineage: Eukaryota; Metazoa; Chordata; Actinopteri; Salmoniformes; Salmonidae. The record is from RefSeq and is a predicted model, not a curated record. Gene Ontology annotation, biological process: regulation of transcription by RNA polymerase II.